UACAUUAUAUUCCCCACAUAACAUUUCCUCUCCACGAUAUUGUUGGAAACAGGAUGGUAAUGUUGAAAACAUUAGGACUUGUUAGUAUAUUUGCGUAUUUUUCUCUUAGUGCUGGAGAGGAGAAUCGAUGUUCCCGUUACCACUAUGAGGAACAAAUACUCUCAAAGGUAGUUAGACUUGAACACAGACUGGAACUAUUAGAGGACAAAGUCACAAACAAGACAGAGAUAUCCAGCCAAAAUCCAACAUGUGCACAAUGCCCGGAUAUGUGGAUACCAUUUCAUGGAUCUUGCUAUCGCUUUGUAGAUGAACAGCUUACAUAUGACAAUGCUAGGUCACACUGCAUUGUACACGAGGCUCAUUUAGUACAUGUCGACACUGAACUAGAAAACGAGUUUCUCAGUAUGUAUCUCCGUGCUUUAAAAGAUGCCUCCUUCUGGAUUGGUCUCGCCGAUAUUAACACAGAAGGGAAGUUUGAAUGGGAUGGUAGCAGCAAAGCAGUGUCAUUUGACAACUGGGGUCCUGGCCAGCCUGACAAUGCCGGAGGAAAGGAACAUUGUGUACAUUACUAUGAUCAGGCCAAACAGAAUUAUAAAUGGAAUGACCACGUCUGUGGACGUUUGUUUAAAUCAAUAUGUGAGAAACGAAACAGCUCUUAAAACAUUGUAGUGCCGGUUGACUACAAAUGAACAUGUAUUUAAACAUCAGUUGAUUGAUUCAUAAUAUUUUAUUGCUUCCCUACACGCAACACAAUACGUGCAUUAAAUACAUAAAUGAAUGAUACAAAUGUUUACAGCCAAUGGGUUAUUUGAAAUUAAGUUUUAUCUAGCUUUGUAGUAAUGUAUUAUAUUUGGGUUAAAGAUAUCCAAUGGCCAUUGUUCACUAAAAUAUAUUAUCUUUAGGUAUUUACUUCAAAUAUGUAAAAUCCUCGUCAAGUAUAAUUAACUUUACUAAAAAUAUAUAGUAAUUGUGUGUAUAGAGCUACAUUCAUAAUUAAAUGUCGUGCAGUAAGUUGAUUGUUAAGAAACUAGCUUCCAGUUUUCAGUGGAUGUUCACAUUUAUACUGUGUUUAGCUCUAAAUGUAUACAAUGUGUACUGUUUUAACCCAAAUGCAUAGUACUGUUAACACGUAUUGAUUUUUUUAUAUUUACAUUUAUUUACAUAAACUAUAUGUACAGUUCGAUUACUAGGUCAUACGUGUUUACACGUUUUCAAACCAAAUUUUCUCUACUUGCAAAAUGACCUUUCUACUUUUUGAUUAUGUUUUGUUUUAGCAUGAGCUCACGUUUUUCUUAUACAAUUAAGACACAUUAAAAUAUGAAACCUUGAGUUAAGGUCCUUUAAUGUUUACAAACAUGAUGUUUACGAAAACGAACUGUAGAAACUGUUUAUGUUUUCAAAUACGGUAUUUUGGUCUAAUGUACCUUUAAACACAUGAUAUUAGUAACUCUAGACUGUGAAAAAGUAUGACAAAAACUACAUGCUACUUUACAGUCAGCUAUAAACCUUAUUGUAAAUCCAUGUCUAGAUAUGUUGGAUACCAUUCUGAGAAUCUUGCUAUCUUUUUUUGGAUAAGAAAACUAUAAUUGAUGAGGCUAGGGUUAGUUCAGAUAAAGUUCAAAUUUGAAAAUAUUUGUUUUAAUGUAAAAUAUCAGCUAAAAUCAAUACUGUCAAUAAAAGUUUGAUUGUGAAAUUCUUAUUAUUACUGUGACUUUUAAAGGGGCGCACAGGUUUACUGCAUAAUAAAUUAAAUAAAAUACUCCUUAUAGACAUCUAGCUGUUCAUCGGAUCCUGUUGUUGCCUAUAUACCGUAUCCAAAAUCAAACUUCAAAAUCUCAGCAAAACGCAACACUUAUUUCAGUCACAAUGCUAGGAAUUUGCUGAACAAUUUCAUAUCCUGGUAUCACUUCCUGCUAAAUGGCGGUCAUCUAGUUCAAACUGAAAGUAAAAGCGCGACAUACAAUAUAUUUCUGAAAAAUCAUUUGAAGAUAAAAAUCAGUAUGGAUGUCAAUAUAUUGUAAAUAGUCUAUUUGCUAAAUGUAAAUGAAUUCUUUACGUCAUAGCUAGUAUUUGAUUAAAAUUAGACUGAUUUACAAAAUAUAUAUAAAUAAAUCUAAGAUGUCA
Messenger RNA from Mercenaria mercenaria, 2124 nucleotides. RefSeq names its product perlucin-like. The record is from RefSeq and is a predicted model, not a curated record. The transcript has 4 exons. The coding region runs from base 54 to 659 and encodes 201 amino acids. NCBI's taxonomy places the organism in Eukaryota, Metazoa, Mollusca, Bivalvia, Venerida, Veneridae.